CAUCACUCAUCGAAAAGAACUGCGAAACCAUCGCGCGCCAUUGUCCAAGCCCUACUCUACAAUAGGCGACGUAUAUACCGAUUCAUGUCUUGGACAACUGUGGACACAACGUCGCUCCUUGAUCGGUCCGCUCUCAUCCGCCUCUCGCCGGCCUCUCGUCCUACGCUGCCGUCGACAUGUUGAGUCCUCGGAGAGCAGUGGCGACAGCCGCCUUCUGUCUUAUCGUCCUCUAUCUGAUUUUCUCUUCGCACUCCUCUUCACCCGCACCCGCACCCGCACCGAUCCCGAUCGUCAAGCCCGGUACCUCCGAUGCGCCCGAUACACAGCCAGAGACGCAUCAAGACAAUGGCCACAAGGCCAAUGCCGAACAACCACCACCCCCCUCGUCCGACGAGACGGCCAUCCAACGCAUACGCAAACCGGUCGAAAAACAACAACCCAUGAUGGACAUGUCCCAGCUGUCGCUCUACGACAAGCUGACCUAUCAAUUCCCGUACGACGUGGAAAGCAAGUUCCCCGCUUACAUUUGGCAAACGUGGAAGCGCAACCCGCAGGAUCCGAAAUUCGAAUUCGGCGAUCAGGAGCAGAGCUGGACCGACCAGCACCCCGGUUUUGUCCACGAAGUCAUCACGGAUGACGUGGCCGUCCACUUCCUGCGCCUUCUCUACGCCUCGGUGCCCCAGGUGCUCGAGGCCUACGCCGCCCUGCCGCUGCCCGUGCUCAAGGCCGACUUCUUCCGCUACCUGAUCCUGCUCGCCCGGGGCGGCAUCUACUCGGACAUCGACACGUACGCCAUCCGGUCGGCGCUCGACUGGGUGCCGGGACGCAUCCCGCGGUCGUCCAUCGGCCUCGUCAUCGGCAUCGAGGCCGACCCGGACCGACCCGACUGGAAGGACUGGUACAGCCGGCGGAUCCAGUUCUGCCAGUGGACGAUCCAGGCGAAGCCGGGCCACCCGGUCCUGCGCGACGUCGUCGUGCGCAUCACGGAGGAGACGCUGAAGAGGAAGAAGUCGGGGCAGCUGGGCCGGGUGGUGGACGCCGGGGUGGUCGAGUUCACGGGCCCGGCGGUCUGGACGGAUGUUAUUUUCGACUACUUCAACGACCCGCGGUACUUUGACAUGGAGCAGUCGGCGGGCGCCAUCGACUGGCGCAACUUUACGGGCAUGGAGGCGUCGCGCAAGGUCGGCGAUGUUAUCGUGCUGCCCAUCACGGGCUUCAGUCCGGGUGUCGGGCAGAUGGGGGCCAAGGAUAUUGAUGAUCCCACGGCUUUUGUCAAGCAUGAAUUCCAGGGUACCUGGAAGCCAGAGGAGCUGCGGCACAUUGGCGAGAUACAAGAGGGGAAAACCGACGGCGAAGCCCGCUAGUUGGCGAUAGAUGACGAUGCGACGAUUCUUUUCGUUUGGGUUCUGGCUCGAUUGUUUUCGUUAUACUGUUCAUAUUCAAGUGGAGUGACUCGACCAUGUUCUCUCUUUCUUUUUUUUUCUCGAGCUUUCUUCUUUCUCCUUCAGCCCUGCGCGGACAGGCUCCGAACGAGGUUCAACCAUCUUCUAUUA
Molecule: messenger RNA, 1553 nt
Organism: Sodiomyces alkalinus F11
Lineage: Eukaryota; Fungi; Ascomycota; Sordariomycetes; Glomerellales; Plectosphaerellaceae
Product: glycosyltransferase family 32 protein
Exons: 2
Coding region: 177-1364 (395 amino acids)
Biological process (GO): protein N-linked glycosylation
Cellular component (GO): mannan polymerase complex
Molecular function (GO): alpha-1,6-mannosyltransferase activity
Source: RefSeq, a predicted model, not a curated record